Messenger RNA from Theileria equi strain WA, 246 nucleotides. RefSeq lists its product as hypothetical. Lineage: Eukaryota; Apicomplexa; Aconoidasida; Piroplasmida; Theileriidae. The record is from RefSeq and is a predicted model, not a curated record. The coding region runs from base 1 to 246 and encodes 81 amino acids. The transcript has a single exon.
AUGUCAUCAGUUCCUAAUCGCGGAGAUCCCUGCUCAGGCUUCCCCGGCCAAAACUGUGAAAACUCCCUUGUAGCUGGUGGACAAGCUGCUCAAGAAGCUAAACUUGAAGACAAGACUGAAGAAUCUGCUCCUAAAGAAGAUACUUCUAGUGACAAGUCUUCUAUUCUUAUUAAAGCUGCUUCUGGAUCUAGUACACUUGGUACUGUCGGUGGAGUAGUGGGCGACCAAAGGGAGUCUCUAGAAUAG